Messenger RNA from Gadus morhua (Atlantic cod), 3030 nucleotides. RefSeq names its product cGMP-inhibited 3',5'-cyclic phosphodiesterase A-like. Gene Ontology annotation, biological process: signal transduction. The record is from RefSeq and is a predicted model, not a curated record. Gene Ontology annotation, molecular function: 3',5'-cyclic-nucleotide phosphodiesterase activity. Lineage: Eukaryota; Metazoa; Chordata; Actinopteri; Gadiformes; Gadidae.
CUCCAACAGUGGUCGGGGGCGAGCGUGGCGGUGGACUUGGCGGUGAUGGGCGAGGCCCAGGGGCUCAUCUCCGACAUGCUGGCCGACCCCUCCCUCGCCCCCAACACCUGCAGCUCCCUGAAGGCCGUCAGCACCCUCCUCAGCACCCAGUUCUCCCUGCGGCCGCUGCACCGGCCCCGCUUCCCCACCGACCCGCAUCUCUGCUCCGACACCGAGGAGGGGGGGGGAGGAGGCGGUGGGAGGGUGGAGAAGCUGGCCCUCCCCAAGCGUCUGAGGCGUAGCCUGCCCCCGGGGUUACUGCGGAGGAUCUCGUCGACCUGGACCACCACCACCUCAGCUACAGGGCUGCCCACCAUAGAGCCAGGACCAGUACCCAGGGACCGCUCUGCCAGCAUCAAACUCAUCCCUGACAGUGAGUCGUGGAACAACUCCCUGAUGCUGACCAUCUCUAAAAGCCGCUCCAUGUCAGCCUCCUGCGCUGCUUCCGUCACCUCCAACCACUUCUACAGCAAACCACUGGCAAGAACAGGUUACCCUCCCCCCCCGGCCUCCCCCCUGGGUUCACCCUGCCCCUCCCCCCCACCCCAGGCCAGCCCGCUCUCCAGCCCCAUUGCUAAGACCUGCCCCGUGGAGCUGCCUGAGCCAGUCAGACCGGCGGAGCGCACCCCUUGUCCCGGGGCCCCCAGGAGCCGCCAUCGAGCCCUCACACACAGCCAGAGCGCGCCCAGCUCCACCACCCUCCACUGGAGACCCCCCUCGCUCUGUACCGGCUGUGGCCGGCCCCUCAACAAUCGUCUGAACCAUGGCACAGAAUCUAUAGACAAAGAGGAGAGAGUCCCCCACACGGAUGAGCGUGCGGUUGCUUCAUCGGACUACGACAGCACCUACGACAGCACCUUCGAGACCAACCACAGUGACAGCAGCGACUUUGCACAGAACGAUGAAGAGGGGGAAGGGGGGGGCAAGAAGCCCCCCGAGGUCCGGGAUGGGCCCGGGCCGUAUCGGAACGAGGGCAUCAGUCUCCACCCCCUUGUCCCUGAUUCCCCCGAGGUAGAAAGCCUCCCAGGCCCUGGAGGUGGUGGGCCUCCCGACCUGCAGCCCCUCAUGGCGCAGCUCAACAGCUGGAACUUCCCCAUCUUCAGCUUGGUGGACAAGACCCACGGCAAGACCGGCUGCAUCCUCAGCCAGGUGUCCUACAAGCUGUUUGAAGACACAGGUCUGUUCGAGACAUUUAAGAUUCCAGUGCAAGAAUUUAUGAACUACUUCGGUGCUUUGGAAAAUGGAUACAGGGACAUCCCAUACCACAAUCGGAUUCACGCCACCGACGUAUUGCAUGCAGUGUGGUACCUAACCACUCAGCCAAUCCCCGGCCUGACCCACCAGCUGGAGGACAGUAGCACACACCCAGACUCUGCCAACGGCCUCAGCCCCAGCGCCACCGGCCUGCUGUGCUCCAAGAUGAGCCCCCAGCAGGGGGAGGGCUACGGCUCCCUGGCCGGGCUCAUCCCGGCCCUGGAGCUCAUGGCGCUGUACGUGGCCGCUGCCAUGCACGACUACGACCACCCGGGCAGGACCAACGCUUUCCUGGUGGCCACCAGCGCCCCACAGGCGGUUCUGUAUAACGACCGCUCUGUGCUGGAGAACCACCAUGCGGCGUCCGCCUGGAACCUCUUCAUGUCGCGGCCAGAGUUCAACUUCCUCAACAACCUGGAGCACGGGGAGUUCAAGCGCUUCCGCUUCCUGGUGAUUGAGGCCAUCCUGGCCACCGACCUCAAGAAACACUUUGACUUCCUGGCUGAGUUCAACGCCAAGGUAAACAUAGGAACGACAUGUGGCGAAGAGGGCGUGUCCUGUAUCGAUUGGACCAAUGAAAACGACCGUCUCUUGGUGUGCCAGAUGUGCAUCAAGCUGGCAGAUAUCAAUGGUCCACUGAAGUGUAAAGAGCUGCACCUGCAGUGGACCGAUGGCAUCGUCAACGAGUUCUACCAACAAGGUGACCAGGAGGCCAGCCUGGGCCUCCCCAUCAGCCCCUUCAUGGACCGCUCGGCGCCCAAGCUGGCCGAGCUGCAGGAGUCCUUCAUCACGCACAUCGUCGGCCCCCUCUGCUCCGCCUACGACUCGGCCGCGCUCAUGCCCGGCUGCUGGGUAGAGCGCCGGCCGAGCGCCGGCGACGUCGGGGAGGAGCUCGAGGAAGUCGAGGAUGAGGAUGAAGACACGGCAGAGGAAGACGAUUCGACCAGCUCCGACACCUCCCAGAUACAAGACCCUCUGCGGAAGACCAGGAGAAAAGUAUUUUGCCAAAUCACACAGCACCUCCUCGACAACCACGAGAUGUGGAAGAGGGUCAUCGCCAAGGAGAGCCAAGAGCAGGCCCAGAAAGAGGAUUCAAACUGCCUCAGUGGCCCCGGCGAGCCAAUCACAGCCAUCAUUCACGAGGAGGAGGAGGAGUCAGCAAGCAAAGAGGAAGAGCCGGUCAACGGCAUCGAGGAAGAGGAUGAGGUAGAGCCGAUCGAGGGAGAGGAAAUAUUUCCAGAGACAUUGGUGGAAAAGGAGGAGUAGCCAAACGUAUCCUAUUUUCUGGUUGUUUAACGAACUUUGAACUUCGACCUUUUAAACUAAUACAAUUUAUUUCCUUCUUUUUGAUAAUCUCUUGAUGCGGUAGCCAGCACAUCACCUUGACACAACACUGUAGAAGAUGUUCCGGGUAAUUUGUGCCUCAGAAAAAAAAUAACAGGGUGGAGAUUCACGGAGGACGUCUGCUAGGUGCAAUAAGCAAGGGAAGGGAGGGGGGGGGACUUGGAUAGAAAGAAAACACAAGAGAAAGAAAUCCUGUAUGUCUGUGACUGUGUGUAUAGUUUGUCUUAUAAUUAGCGAAGUAUGUUGCCAGCUGUCUGUUGCCCUCAUCUUGGAAAAGAGUGUCAUUCUUUGGAACCACGGCCGAUAGAAAAGGCUCUUCAUAGCAUUAAUAAUUUACAGAUCAUCCCCGCCCAAGAGUAGCCAUGGGUGCAUCCGAAUACUAAGUAUACUAUU